Drosophila kikkawai is the source of this 4152-nucleotide messenger RNA. NCBI's taxonomy places the organism in Eukaryota, Metazoa, Arthropoda, Insecta, Diptera, Drosophilidae. The record is from RefSeq and is a predicted model, not a curated record.
AUGUCUUCGCUGGAGCAACUUAAAUCUCAGCGAACGAGUGCUCGAAAGAACCUUACGCGUAUGAGCAAAUCAGAGGCCAUAGAGCAGUUGGAUCCAGCUGAGCUACACCGCAGCACUCGUUUCGAGUUAGAGGAGUUAUUCAUCCAAGCCAAGGUUUGCGUUCAAGAACAGCUUGGACCAGAAGCAAACAGCACAGGCAUAAACGAAUCUACGGUUAAUUUUGGGCAUACGACUGCGGUCAAGCUUCCUCGCUUAGCGUUGCCUACAUUCGACGGCAAGUACUGCGAGUACCAAAACUUCAUCACGUCGUUCAAUCAGGUCGUAGGCCACCAGCCAUCAAUGUCUAAGAUCGAGAAGUUCAACCAGUUGUUAAACUGUCUUCGAGGACCCGCCCUAGAAACGGUACGAGCAUUCCAGGUGACCGCAGACAACUACACGAAGGCUCUGGAUCGCUUAAAGCAGCGCUACGACAACCCAACUCUCGUCUUCUUGGACAACAUAUCGUCGCUCUUCGCUUUGCCAACCGCUGCCAAAGCAAAUGGUCAGCAGUUGCGCAGUCUAAUCGACAAUGCGUCCGCAUUGUACAACUCGUUGCGUUCGUUGGGCAACGAGACACAGAUCUGUCAGGCCAUGCUCAUCUCCAUAGUCAUGGGAAAGGUGGACCAGGAGACCAAGAGGAAAUGGAAUGAGUCAUUGGAUUAUACCGUCUUGCCUUCUUGGGAUAACUGUGUUCAAGUCGUCGAACGUCAUUGCCAAUAUUUGGAAUCGGAUAAGAAGCCUACUGCUGAAGCCUCUAUGGUCCAACCAGGCGGCCAUAGAUCGCGCUCGCAGAGGAACCAGGCAAAAAAUCGUCUCAAUGCAGUAAAACGCUACAAGCUAUGCAUUAAUUGUCUCGGCAAGAAUCAUCUUGUCGCUAACUGCCCGUCUACACAGAGAUGCCGCACCUGUGCGUUAGCGCAUCAUACUCUGCUUCAUCGGCCCUCACCUGGGUCGACCGCAACUCCCUUGCCACAACCUCAAGCGGAGUCUGCACAAGUUUCGGACGCAGUCACACAUACUCACACGGAACCGCGUUCCGAUUGCGUCAUCCUGGCCACAGCGCUGGUCCUGGUCAAGGAUGCGUCCGGAUGCUACAAAAUAGGAAGAGCGCUUUUGGAUUCAUGCUCUCAGGUGAAUUUCAUAAACGAGGAGUUCGCCCAAAGUCUCCGACUGCCGCGGAGCAAACGCAACCUAGAGAUUCGUAGCAUUGGAGAGACACAAACGCAAAUCAAACACCAUACAACCACCAAUAUCAAGUCGAGGCACAAGCAUUUCGAGCUACUCCUUGAUUUUUGCGUGACAUCACACAUCGCCUAUCACCCAGAUUCGGAAAUUGACAUUUCCUCAUGGAAUCUUCCGCAGCACUCGUCGCUAGCCGACGAACACUUCAACAAGUCUCGUCGCAUCGAUUUGCUUUUAGGCACGGAAACCUUCUUCGAUAUCUUGGCAGUCGGCCAAGUUAAAUUAGGAAAGGAUCUGCCCGUACUCCAGAAAACGCUACUUGGAUGGAUAGUGUCUGGUCGAUGCAGAGCUCAUCCCAGAACCCUCCAUCAGUACUCAUCUAUCGUACUAGAUAAAAUUGACGAAAAUCUGGAACGUCUAUGGCGCAUCGAUCAUGUAGUGACUCCCGAGAAUACACUUACGCCGGAGCAGCGAAAUUGUGAGGAGUUCUACACAACCACGGUACGACGCAACUCUGAUGGUCGAGUGGAAGUACGACUCCCAUUUAAGGAGGCACCUACCGCUCUCGGAGCCUCUUUCGACAUCGCGAGGAGGAGAUUUUUAUCGCUCGAACGCAACCUAGGCAAACGGCCUGAGGUAUGGGCCAAAUAUGUACAAUUCAUGCAGGAGUUCCAAGACCUGGGACACAUGAGUCUCGUGGGUCACCUGCAGUUAAACACUCCGCAUUAUUAUAUUCCGCACCACUGCGUGCUCAAGCCAAAUAGCACAUCAACGAAGCUCAGAGUGGUUUUCGACGCAUCUUGCAAGACAACGUCCCAGAAAUCGCUCACCGAUCUUUUAAUGGUCGGGCCGACCAUUCAGCCAGACCUUUAUACAUUGCUUCUUCGUUUUCGUAUACACCGCUAUGCAAUCACUGCGGAUGUAGUAAAGAUGUUCCGUCAAGUCAACGUGUCUGCCCAAGAUCGCAGAUUUCAAUACAUCCUUUGGAGAGCUUCGCCAUCGCAACCCUUAAGCACCUUCGAAUUGAAUACCGUAACGUAUGGUACGGCGGCUGCACCGUAUCUGGCCAUACGCAGCAUGUCCUAUCUAGCCGACCACUUCAUGGACAAAUUGAGAAUUGGGGCUGAAGCCAUCAAAUCGUCGUUCUAUGUGGAUGACUUCCUGGGUGGAUCGGACACGGUAGAGGAGCUACAUCAAAUCAAGAGGGAAGUUACAACGAUUCUACAGGAUGGCCAAUUGGAACUCGCAAAAUGGCAUUCAAACCACUACAUCCUGUCCAGAGGCUGCACCAUCGCCGAGUUGGAACAAUCGAUAUGGUUUGAGGGACCUGAGUUUCUACGUCAAGAACCGCAAUAUUGGCCUAGGGACAAUAAAGACAUCAAUGACAUUGAUCUGGAAGCUGUGCAACUGGAGAAAAGAAAAUCAGCGUUUGCCGUACAGACUACCAGUAAUCAGCUGCUUGAAGGAGUCUACAAAUCCAGUUCAUAUCAGCGCUGCCUAUUAGUCGUCGCCUGGAUGUUUAGGUUUAUUCAUCGCUGUCGUAAUCUCACGCCAUCCCAGUCUCCAUCGCCAUCGCCAACGCCAACGGAAUUGCAGCGGGCGCUGCAUUGCAUCGUCUGGAAUAUCCAAACCAAUUACUUCGCUCAAGAGAUAUCAUCGGUCCUGAAGGGCCAGCCGAUUUGCACUAACCUUAAAAACCUUAGUCUCUUUCUUCAGGUCACAGAUGGUUUCCAACUUCUAAAGGUCGGAGGACGCCUGGAGUUAGCAGACUACCCAGAGACCCAAAGGCAUCCUGUCCUGCUCCCAACCAAGGACCCCUUUGUCUCUCAGUUCGUUCGCCGUCUCCAUCUCCAAAACUAUCACGCGGGACCAAGGACUCUUGUCGGCUUAAUUCGACGACAGUUUUGGAUAGUCAACGCAAGGGACUUAGCGCGACAAGUCGUUCGCUCAUGCAUACAUUGUCGCCGCUACCGACCAACUCUAGAAAAGCAGCUUAUGGGUCAACUGCCCAAGGAGCGCAUCACACCGUCUCGGCCAUUCUCAAGAUGCGGAAUAGACUUUUGCGGACCAAUCAACGUCUAUUUGCGCAUCCGGGGUAAGCCGCCCACCAAGGCAUACCUCGCCGUCUUCGUUUGCUUUGCCACAAAAGCCAUACAUGUCGAAGUGGUCUCAGAUCUCACGACGGAUAGCUUCAUUGCAUCACUCAAGCGCUUCAUUGCCAGACGCGGGCUGCCUUCGGACAUUUUUUGUGACAACGCUACUAACUUCGCAGGAGCCAACAACAAACUAGAAGCUUUGAAGCAGUUUCUCUUCAAGAAAGAAACGGCUGAAUCGAUCCAUCAUUUUUGUCGCAAUGAAUUCAUUAACUUUCAUUUCAUUCCGCCCAGGGCUCCACAUUUCGGGGGCAUAUGGGAGGCUGCCGUCAAAAGCGUCAAAGGACUACUCAAUCGCACUCUUCGAGACACCAGACUAACCUUCGAGGAGCUAGCCACAGCAGCUGCUGAUGUCGAGGCGAUUUUGAACUCUCGCCCAUUAACGCCGCUAUCAACCGACCCAAACGACCUGGCCGCUCUCACGCCUGGUCACUUCUUAGUGGGUGACGCACUCCGAGCUCUUCCAGAAGCUCCACCAAUCGACGACAAUCUGGACAAGUUGGACCGAUGGAAGAAGGUCAGCGCAAUUAAGCACCACAUCUGGAGUCGUUGGAGCCACGAAUACAUAAACGAGCUCCAAGUUCGCACAACCUGGACGAAGACUGCACCAAAUCUAGCGGUCAACGACAUGGUCAUUGUUCACGAGGAUAAUCUUCCCCCACAACGGUGGCUUCUUGGCCGCGUAGUCAGCACCAUCGGAUCGGACAACAUCGUGCGUGUAGCCAACGUACGCACCGCCAAGGGAAUCAUCCGCCGUCCCAUACGGAAACUCGCCUAA